Hemibagrus wyckioides is the source of this 1455-nucleotide messenger RNA. RefSeq names its product transcription factor HES-5-like. Gene Ontology annotation, biological process: regulation of neurogenesis; regulation of transcription by RNA polymerase II; anterior/posterior pattern specification. The record is from RefSeq and is a predicted model, not a curated record. Gene Ontology annotation, molecular function: DNA-binding transcription factor activity, RNA polymerase II-specific; RNA polymerase II cis-regulatory region sequence-specific DNA binding; protein dimerization activity. Lineage: Eukaryota; Metazoa; Chordata; Actinopteri; Siluriformes; Bagridae. The coding region runs from base 1 to 753 and encodes 250 amino acids. Gene Ontology annotation, cellular component: nucleus. The transcript is spliced from 3 exons.
AUGUGGUUGCCUCAGUCCUUCUCUGAAACCACGAAAAGAUGGACUCAUUGUUUCCUGAGUAAUACACACGUCAUUAAGCAUGUGGUCAGUCCUCUGGUCUUUAGUCUCACCCGAGCUCUUCAUUGGCUGCAGACUGUGAGAACCUCCAGCAAUCCCAGGACUCACACAUUCAUAUGGAGAUUAGAGAGUAUAAAUAGAGGAGAGAGUGAGAGAGAGCUCAGAACAGCUCAGAUCUUCUCCUCACAGAGAGCUAACAGAAGAAACACAGCCAUGGCUCCUACAAUCACUGCAUCAAUCAUCAACUCCAACCACCUUCUUCCACUUACUAAUAAGAUGAGAAAGCCGUUAGUGGAGAAGAUGCGUAGAGAACGCAUCAACAGCAGCAUCAAGAAGCUCAAGUCUCUGCUGGGUGGAGAAUUCCUAAAGCAACAGCCCGAUUCCAGACAGGAGAAAGCCGACAUCCUGGAGAUGACAGUUUAUUUCCUGAGACAGCAGCAGCAGCAGUCACACAAGAAGUCCAGCUGCUCCACUGCAGCUGAUGAAGGCUACAGCAGGUGUGUGCAGGAGGCCAUCAACUUCCUGUCUCAGUGUCAAGUACACACUCAGUCCCAGAGAAGACUGCUGAGCCACUUCCUCACCAUGCAGCCUUCCAUGGAGGAGAGCAGAAAUGUUCCUCAGCUCAGCUCUCCAGCCUACAAGAUCAGCAGCAAAGAGGAGACUCCAAGCUGCAGUGACCUCUGGAGACCCUGGUAGAGCCGCAUGGACACUUUACCAUUAGGAAACUAACUUACUAAUGCCACAUUGGCAUUAACUAUGUUUUCCUAAAUGUGUUAGAAUAUUUUUGUCCAAUUUUACAUGGACAGAAUAUGACAAGUUGCUUUCAGCGUGGGAAAGCAUGUGUAGAUGUUUACAUCAUGAUAUAUUUUGGAAACCAAGCAGAAUUUUCUGGAAGGAUUUUCUAAGAUUUUAAUGUUUAAAGAAAGCCCAAAUUGGGUAUUAGGUCUCUGCAUUAUCAGAAUAUGUGAAGUCUCAUUUCACUUGAAAGCUUUUGCUCCUUCUUCUAUUCUAAUUCUUACUGUGUAAGAAAACAUCUUGUUGAAAUUUGUAGAGUUCAUUAUUGAUUUUAGCUGGACAAUUGAUUGUUGUUCAAUAAUAUAUUGAAGCUAUAUAGAAGAUAUUUGACCAUUUAUCGUAAAAUAUCUGUGUAUCCUGUACACCAGUGCCAACAUUUCUUGUUGAUUACAAAAAUGCAUGUUUUGGCAUGUGCGUUAUUCCUUUAGCUACAUUAGCUGUGUGCAAUUUUUAGUGAGUUAAUUGUGAGUCUGCAGUUGUAAAGCCUGGAAAUAACUUGAAUUUGCCUUCAUUGAAGAGCAUAAAUGUUGUCUUAUUUGUAACCGGAGAUUCAGUGCAAAGUCAUUGUUUCAGUAUGUUUACAAAAUAAAAUCUAAUGAUACA